Emiliania huxleyi CCMP1516 is the source of this 1173-nucleotide messenger RNA. RefSeq names its product putative actin. The coding region runs from base 1 to 1173 and encodes 390 amino acids. The record is from RefSeq and is a predicted model, not a curated record. The transcript has 2 exons. Lineage: Eukaryota; Haptophyta; Isochrysidales; Noelaerhabdaceae.
AUGCUAAGCCCGGCCUUCACGAGGACACGGCUCGCCGAGGCUCUGCGGGACUCCGAGGAGGAGCCGGCAGUGCGCGUGGUGGUUCUUGACGCCGGAUCCGGCGUCAGUAAGGCUGGCUUCGGCGGAGAGCAAGCGCCGCGCGCGGUGUUCCCGUCAAUCGUGGGCCGGCCGCGCCAGCCGGGAGUGAUGGGGAGCAGAACGUGCGUCGGGGACGAGGCGCAGUCGAGGCGCGGCAUCCUGACGCUCACGUACCCGAUCGAGCACGGCGUUGUUACAAACUGGGACGACAUGUCGGAGAUCUGGGCCCACACCUUCUACAAUGAGCUCCGCGAGCACCCCGUCCUGCUGACCGAGGCGCCGCUCAACCCCAAGGCCAACCGCGAGAAGAUGGCACGGGUCCUGUUUGAGAUCUUCAACGCGCCCGCCAUACACAUCGCCACCCCGGCCGCGCUCGCGCUGUACGCGACGGGCCGGUAUACGGGCCUCGUGAUGGACUCGGGCGACGGCAUCUCGCACGCCGUGCCCAUCUAUGAUGGCAACGUGCUGGGGCACGCGAUCCUGCGGCUCGACCUCGCCGGCCGAGACCUGACCGACUGGAUGGCCACGCUGCUCGCCGAGGUUGCCGCUCGCCACUCCUUCGCCACCCCUGCCGAGCGCGAGAUCGUGCGCGACAUCAAGGAGAAGCUGGCGUACGUGGCGCUCGACUUUGACGCUGAGAUGCAGAACGCCGCCUCGUCCUCGGCGCUCGAGAAGUCGUACGAGCUGCCCGACAGCCAGAUCAUCACCAUCGGCCACGAGCGCUUCCGCUGCCCCGAGGCGCUCUUCCAGCCCUCCUUCCUGGGGAUGGAGUCGCCGGGUGUGCACGAGAUUGUUCACGACUCGAUCGCCAAGUGCGACGUCGACAUCCGCAAGGACCUCUACGCCAACGUCGUCCUCUCGGGCGGCUCGACCAUGUUUGCCGGCUUCGCCGACCGCAUGUCCAAGGAGAUCGCCGCCCUCGCGCCCGCGUCGAUGACGGUCAAGAUCAUCGCGCCGCCGGAGCGCAAGUACUCGGUCUGGAUCGGCGGCUCGAUCCUCUCGUCGCUUCCCGCCUUCCGGCAGUCGUGGAUCUCGAGGCAGGAGUACGACGAGUCGGGCCCGUCCAUUGUGCACCGCAAGUGCUUCUCUUCCUAA